GAAUGUGGGCAUAGCAACUUCCAGUUUGAUCGGACAUCAAAUUAUCCAGCACCGUUCUGCUGUGUAUUAGAAGUAGUAAAAUAAAUCUCUCUUAAAUUCUAAAGGAUAUAUUCCUGGCUUCAAUGCUUUCAACAACUGUGAUUAAUAAGAGGAAUCAAGUUUUUCCAUCAGAAGAACCUAAAGGCAGAAAACAUUUCAACCAGGCUCACAAAAGAACCUCAUUGUUUGGUUCAGAAAACGAACCACAGUUUUUUGAGGAUUGCAUAAAGCAUUUUGCGAAGCAAUCUAAAGAAAAGAGUUGUAGGGUAAACAAUGAAGUUAUGAAUGGAGAGGAAACAUAUGACACUAUACAAAAUACUGAUUUGCAAGAAAGCUACCAGCCCCCAAAGAAACAGAAUGGUCAAAAUGACGCGGAGACCCUUUCACACAAAGAUGAAUUGGAAACAGAGAAUCCUUUGAGUGCCAGCACUAUAAGUAGAGUAGAACUUGCAGAUGUUAAUCAGCUUGUAAGGGAUGAUGGGACAAACAAAUAUAUGAAGCGUGAGCACUUAUGUGAAAAUUCACAGAUGGUACAAAAUGGGAAAUUAGACAAUAAUAACAAUGUAGAAUAUUUAAUUCAAGCUGUUAAAGAAAGAGAAAAUAAAAGAGAAUUUGAUGCAUACAAAUCUGAUAAAGAUUCAUUUUUAACUGAAUUUAAAGAAAAGUUAAAUAGUAGAAAAGAAUACAAUAAAAGAGGAGUGUUAAACGCACCAUGGUAUACAGAUCCAGAAGAAGGAAUUGGUUCAGUAAAUGUAAGAAGAGAAAAUGAUAGAUAUGUAAAUCAAAUGCAUAAUUUAUCAUCUAUUAUAUCCAAAUCUAAAAGUACAACUCAACAAGAUUUUCCACGAUAUUCUGAUCAAGAAUUAAAAGAAUGUAGACCCAAAGGGAGUUAUUAUGGAAAUAAGGAGUCAAUGGACUGGCCGUUUAAAGAAAACAAUGAAAUAAAUCAUGAAAUGGGACUAAAUGCAUCACAUUAUCAUAGAUCUUCUGCAGUUAUUGGCCAGAAUUUCAUCGAGAAAUUUGGUUUAAAAACACCAUCUCCAUAUAAGAAACAACAAAAUGAUAUACCAGUGGCAGCAUCUAUGCUAAGAAACAGUCCAUAUGCAUUCCAUGGCUAAGUUGAGUAAAGGUUGAAAACACACAAUAAUUUGAUAAACACAAACUGGCUAUGAUAUAAUAUUGAAGAAAAACGAAAAAGUCAAAUCAAUGUAAAACGUGAACAUUAGCUUGUAUGAUAACUGAUUUACUUGUUCAGUUGUGUUUAUGGAUUAAUUUUUAUCAUAUUAUUACCAUUAUUACUGUAUUAUUAUUAUUAGUCAUAAUACUUCAGUUUCACAGAAACUUAAUUUAUACAUAAAGUUUGGCUUGAAUGUUUGCUUACAAUUUCUUACUGCGAUAACCAAAAUCAUUAUUAUUACUGAUAGUACUCAAAAGUAUUAACUUAUGACCGGUUGAAAUAUAUAAAAUAAAUAAUUCCGACAAAAACAAAAGAGGAAUUGUAUAGAAA
Molecule: messenger RNA, 1546 nt
Organism: Heterobilharzia americana
Lineage: Eukaryota; Metazoa; Platyhelminthes; Trematoda; Strigeidida; Schistosomatidae
Source: the annotation of a GenBank genome assembly